AUGCUCGUCACCGCCGCCAACACCACGCCAUCACCGUCACCCAUAGCCACCACCGCCAACAUCGCUCCUCGAUCACCCAUGGCCACCACGACCACCAACAUCAACCACAACACCCUUCAACAACAACGCGGCGACGCCACGUCACGAAACAACGAGCGCCGUAACCCACGAAAACACCCAACGCCCACGAAAACAACGCCCCCGGACACAAAACGACACCCGACGGGCACAAAACGACGCCCACCGCCCAUGUACACCGCCAGCGCCCACGAAAACCAUACCCCGCCCACGAAAACAUCCCACCACCCACCGAAAAACACGAGCGCCCACCGAAAAACACGCGCCGCCCACCGAAAAACACGCGCCGCCCACUGA
Laccaria bicolor S238N-H82 is the source of this 375-nucleotide messenger RNA. RefSeq lists its product as uncharacterized. Bases 1 to 375 code for a protein of 124 amino acids. The record is from RefSeq and is a predicted model, not a curated record. NCBI's taxonomy places the organism in Eukaryota, Fungi, Basidiomycota, Agaricomycetes, Agaricales, Hydnangiaceae. The transcript has a single exon.